Molecule: messenger RNA, 14796 nt
Organism: Pocillopora meandrina
Lineage: Eukaryota; Metazoa; Cnidaria; Anthozoa; Scleractinia; Pocilloporidae
Source: the annotation of a GenBank genome assembly
UUACCUUAUCUUCGAAAACAACUCGCACGAAACGAAUUUAUCGUCGUGAUAGCCUAAUACUUCCUCUGUUUUGAACAGAGUAGUCAAGAGCAAAAACUAUGAGAGUGUCAGUUCGUUUUAACAGAAAGUGGUUUGUUGUUCCAUGCGGGGAAGGCAAAACUUCAAUCCAGUGGCUUAUCGAGGAGACACUUCGACGAGCGUGCGACACACAUGAUUCAGAAAAAUGUGCGAAAGAUUUCGAAGCUACUUUGGCUCAAAGUGGAGGAAGUUUGCAUCCAAAUGAUUCCAUUUAUGAAGUUCUAAACAACAGCGACUUUGUUCAUAUUUUCGGUAAGUAGUUAUUGAUUAAUUAAGUUAAUACCGGCAUGAUGCAAUUUUUGUUUGUCAUAUGAGACGUGUGUUUGACCAAAUGUUCUAUCAUGCCCUUAAAAAGUGAAGCACAGAACGUAACCGAAGGGUUUUCACGUGCAUUACGCUCGCUUCGAACUCGUGCAGCUUUCCAAACAGGUCGUUUGAUCGAGAUUCUCAGGUUUUUAGCAAGUUUCAAGAUAUCGAAUUCUAAUUUCGGUGAAGCAUAUGCCGGACAAAUGAUUUACAGCUCAUUUCAAAUGAAAGAAGCAUUCUUUAAGCAGUCGACGUAAGCUGAUAUAUGUUUAUAGAAAAAAAUCGUAGCUCUGCCUGAAUUGUUGUUUUCAUUAUUGUUCAGAAAAUUUUUAUACACCGGUCGUAAUAAUUCACUGUAUAGUUUAUUGAGAGUUCUUUUCAGAGAUGUACUGAAGUUUAAGGGCUGUUAAUUUUCAGUAAAGGUGACUGUGGUGUUAGCAACCUUAGUGGAGUCAAGUGAGAAGCUUUUUGUGUAACUUAAGUUUGGUUUGCGACUAAGGUUUCAAGUUAUUAUCGAUUGGGUUAAGCAAGAUCAAAUAAUGAUGGUCUAGUAGAGCUUGAGAAGACUGAUUGAUUUUUCUAUGAAACUGACCUAGCAUUGUGUAGUUCCAAUCUGAUGCUAAAGCCAUGCACUGUUUUGCUCAGUCAAUACAUGCCAGUCGUGUAAAUGAGGGGUUUCUUUUAAGUGAUUACGUAUUAAAAACCUUUUGAGCUGAUUCUGUAAAUACUCAAACAAAUUAAAGUAGUUUGACAUUUACAGGAUGUCUACAGCAUGGAUUAAAAAAAAGCUGGUUAUUGGAAGUCUACGGUAACCUGCAAGACCUCUCAUUGCCUUUUGUUAAGCCUGCAAGCAAGUUCUCAUGUUUGGAUUCCACCUUACAACACAGCUGUCUUUUACACUAUCUGUAGCCAUUCAUAAAAAAAAAAAAGGUUCUUGAAAUCUCUGCUAUAGGGCUGUUAGUUAAAUAAUGGUGAAUGAGGAUCCACCAAAUAAUUUGUGAAAUGUUACCAGACUAUUGAACCUGAUACACUACCUAAUACACUGAUCUAUGUAUUUCAACAUACAUCUCCAGACAAUACAAUAUCAAAAGUAACUUGCAUUAAUUCAAGUUAUAUUCAAUCAUGUUUUUUACAGAAAUUGGAGCCACAGGAGAGAAUGACCAUAACUCACCAGAUGUUAUUUUGUAUCUUUGCUACAUUACAUUGAUAUAUAUUUUAACCCCUUAUUCCCUAAUAUCAGCGUGCAAAUUCUCCAUACUGUUCUUUAUGCAUUUCCUAAGAUGCCAAAGGAGAGAUUUUGUGUAAUCAGGAGCUUCUUUAGUUGGCCAUCAUUUCCUUUACUCAAGUGAGCUUAAUAUGUGAUUCAGGGGUGAUAUUGUAAGGAGAAAUUAGAUGCUAGUCACUCUUAGGAGUCAACAGGCUAAUUGAGUUUUUGUUUGCUUGUUUAGAUGAGGCCUCAGUGCACUUUAUUUUGUGCAUAGAAUGUUUGAUUAAGUUCUAUAUGCUACUAAGGACAUAGUAUCUUAGUUUGAAAUGGAUUCUGUACCAAGAGUUCCUGGUUCUGAUUCAUGUCAAUUUGUGAUGCUUCACUCUGACAGGGUCCUCCUUCAUUCAUAAUUUUAACUAGAUAAAAAAUAACAUUCUGCAAGUUAAAACUGAAGGAAUAACCUGUAAUGGAUUACAUAUGGGGCCAAUCCAUAAGUUUGUCUCUGCUGGGUGGGGAAGGCCUGGAUGGGGGAAGCCUUUGGUGGAGAGGAGGGAGCUGGAUGAAUCAGGGUCCUAGCUUCUUGUUAUUUCCACUGGGGUGGAGGAGGGCAAGACCCAGAUGGGCAAAGCCUUGGGUGGAGAGAGGAAUCCUGGUGGUACUAACACCAGCAUCUUUUAUGGAUUUAUGACCAUACCAGGAUGUUAUGUUUUCAUGAAUGAUUCCUUUUUUCUAGAUCAGAAAUUUUUUUUGAAAUAAAGGGGGUGCAUUCAUUUUUCAAUGUAGCUAUACAAGACUGUUUUAUGGCUGUAGGAGGAGUUGGAACUUAACUUCAUAAAAUUUUGCAAAAGUGGAAAGGUGGAAAAGGCUUUGGAACAUGAACAGGUAAACUGAAUACUCACCAAAACUACUUGAUUGGAAAAAUCGUCUAUUAAAAAUAAACGAUUGAUUUAAUAUUAUAUUUUAAAUAAAUCAUUUGGUGUACAGUGCUAUUAACUCAGUUUCUCCUUAUUUGUAACACUCGUAGAAAAGAAGUCAAAUGAUGCAAAUGUACACUUUGUGGGAAACAAAGCGAAAUACAAAAAAAGCUAAUAAUACUAUUUAACUUGUGAAGGAGUAAAGAAAUGACCAAAAAAGACAAAGAAACGAAAUGAAUGUGGUUUACAAACGCGAAACGAUCACCAGUUUGUUAGUGCCUAUCUAAUUAUAAGUGACUAUGCUCGCGGAUACUUUCCCGUCAACCUUUUUAUAUUAACCUUGCAGUUUGUAGAGCUUGAUGGCUGUUCGUUGUCCACUGAAACUCUUGUUGCUUUGGGAAACGGCGAAUUUAAAAUAAAGGUAUGUUUAAGCUGCAUAUAGCAGAGUUUCAUUAAAACUCUGUUAACGGUGGCCUACCGCUUCAUACAAGAUCACUUACCGCCGUUCGUUUAGCAGGCGAGCAAGUUUCUCUUAUUUGGGUUUCGUCUUACAAGCCGUGCCUAUUAAACCUCUGGCAGCUACUUAUCGAAAAAGCUAUUUACGCCCUUGCCAUAUGGUAGACUUGUUAACGGAACCUUCAGCGAUUGGAAAUUCUUGUGAGAAAAUUUUGUAAAGCUCUUUGUCGGAAAGAAAUGGUAAUUAACGUUUUAAGUUGCAGUUGCUGUUAUUGUUUUUUUGGGGAAUUUUUUUUAUAUUGAGCCGAUGAACUUUGUGUGCGAUUUUUGGAUUCUUUCAUCUUUAGACAUCGGCUGUCGGCAUUCCCAAGAUUAAUGUUUCCCAAUUAAAAAAAAAAAAAAGAAAGAGUUCGUUGUCUGUGGUCAUGGUUAUUAUUAAGAACUGCUAUAUAUAGUUUCGUCGUGAGAAAGUUUUUUUUUUUACCAUUUAGAUUAGCGGAACUAUUACUAAAAGGUAAUUUUAAGUAUUUAAUCGUUUGCUAACAGAGCUGUUUCAAUACUGAUCUAAAUCAAAAGAAAAUAAUGUCCCACUAUUUUCUGCAGCCAAAAUAAAGAUCUAUGUUGCAUGUUUAUGUGCUUGUUUUUACUUUCUCGUCGUUCUCCUUUUUGCUUUCUUGUUUACUCUUCUUUGUUUCUUUGUUUGGUUGGUUGGUUCCCUUUCAGCUUUCGAAAGAAGCUGAAAAUGCGGUGAACAAAUCAAGGGGAUUAUUGGACGACAUUGUUCGAGAAAAUAAAGGUAAUUUUCUCAGCAUCGCGUAUUAUAACUAGUUGUUUUAAUCGUGGUUCAAAGAGAUUACCUCACACAAUAACGAGGGGUAAAUUUGGAAACGUACCAGCUAGACACUUACAGGUAUUUACAGGAAUUUAUGAUAGGCAACAAAGAAAAUCAUCUGGAGGUGCGUACACUCUUUCAAAAGCCCAAAACAUGGCAUUAUCGCACGGCUCAGUUGGCACAGAUUCAUUGCAUCAUUGACAAACAAUCUAUUCCUGCAAGUGUUCCUUCGUUUGCGCGGAAUUCGCAGGUCGUAACCACUGUAUUUAGAAAGUUUGUUUCGCCUUACGGGAAGAUGAAUCAUACAUAGAUUUUUUCCCCCGUUGGCCAGCAAGGGACUGUCACAUCUAAAUCUCUCAUUCACUCUGUAGUCGGUUGUCCUAUUUCUCGUCAGUUACAUGUAUUUUCUUUUCUCGAGACCCUCGCCGUAUCCAAAUCUUUACAGAGUAAAUUAUAGAGUUUUAAUGGAGUGGAGAACUUAAAGUCAACCAUUUUUAAACUCGUCUGACAGAUCGUGUGGUCAGUUUUAAUUUCUUAACUCUAAUGAUUUUUUAUUGUAUCCCCUAUUUAGUGGCGUAUGGCGUGACAACGGGCUUCGGAAUGUUUGCAAGGGUAGUAGUCCCUACAGAAAAACUUGAGUGAGUAUCAUUCGUCUGAAAUACCCACUUCAGAUUGAAAGAGAUUACACAAUAUCGUAUUAUUCGUUCACUACCAUGGCGUGGUAGGGAACAAAUAAUAUCUUCCCAGCUGUGAGAGUUCUGAAUUAACAGGCAAGUUUUGUUUCUCUCAAUUUCCCUUUGCCCACCUGUUGAAAAAUCCUUUUCUUCACGCUAUAUUUAUUGAUUGAUUACUACCCUGUUACGUUUUUUUUUUAAGGGAACUGCAAGAGAAUCUCAUAAGAUCGCACGCUGCAGGUAAUAGAGUACUUUAGAAUUAUUGCUCACGUGAAUAUAAAGAUACGCGAGCUCUGAUUGGUCGAGAACUACCCACCCUGCGUGGGUGAGUAUUUCAAGAUCAUGGACUUACCAGGUUCGCUGUUAUUUUAGUUUCUUGAACAAGGCACUUCCCUUUGACGGUUCCCUUUCUUUACCUAGUUCACACCACAGAACUUGUUGUUUAUGAGGCACGUUUUCCUCAACCUUAGGUGUGGGCAGACCCUUGUCAACGAAGCACACAAGGAUGCUGUUUGCUCUGAGGAUUAACGUUUUAGCGAAAGGCCACAGGUUGGUGGAACGUGCUUUGCGCGCUUGAACUUGUUUUGCUGAUACGUUUAACUCUGCAAGGCAACGGAAGUAACAAGAUCCGCUUGCAGUUUUGCAAAGGAUUGUAAUUAAACAACCACGCGUGUGAUACUAACAAGCGAUCUUCUACCUAUGGAUGGAAUAACGCGAUCGUUUUGCGUAUAUGUUGUUUGAUAAAGUGAUUCCUCGUUGACGGGGACGUUGACGUUGACUUUGAUUCCUACAUCGGUGUUUUUCCAUCGCCUGGUUGUAUUCUACUCAAGGCAACUUAGUUUGUUUUUGUUUUUGUUUUUGUUCAUGUUUCUGCUUAUGUUUCUAUUGUAUUUUUGUUUGCUGGUUUGUUUUCUUUUUUGUUUGUUUUUUCGCUUUUGUCUUUUGGACUGUUUGCUUUUGUGAGCAACUGAACGACUCGAUUACAAAGACAGUGGAAAAUAUUUAAAUCGCAAAAUUCUUUGCUUGUGGCAAAAAAUACGUAAAGGUCAUUCAGUGUAAUUCAAUUGAGUGCAUGCACUUGAGUUGGCGAAACCCCUCCCUCCCCCCCCCUCCUUCACCAUUAAUACGCCCGCCGCCUUCGCUGCACGUCAGUUACGCACUUGACUUUUGUGCCUCUGUUAAUUUUCAGUGGAGUCUCACUCAAGACUUUAAAUCAGAUUGUGGCAGCCUUUAAUGGUAAGAGGAGUAAUAUAUUUUCAUAAACAGCAGCGUAUAACCUUUCGACGCCUUUGUUGGUUCUAAGCUGUUCUUAGACUGGUCAUGCUUUACCCUUUGACUGCCAGAAAUGAUCAACAUAUAAAUUCUUCAUAGAACAUUCAGACAUUAUCAAGCAAACAGGUUAUGAGAAUACUCAAACUUAUCAGGUAGAAUUCGCAAUCUUGAUCUUGAAGGAAAUGUAUAUAAGCUAGAGGGGAGAAUUAACAAUCAGAUCUUGGGACUGGGACAAGCUUCGGUUCGAUGGCCCACCCAGGUUUAGUGCAGACCUUACCUCUCACCUUCAGUAUUAGCUCCAAGUCUUGCACGUUUACGCAAACCCCUCUCACACUCUCUAUUAUCAGAGUCAUGUCUCCCAUGGAUUCCUGAGCAGGGUACUGUGGGGGCAAGCGGCGACUUAGCCCCUUUAGCUCAUCUGGCGCUUGGUUUACUGGGGGAUGGGCAGAUGUGGAGUCCUAAAAGUGGCUGGGCGGACGCGGCUUUGGUAAGUGAAAGAAAUGCAGGAGCUUUUUUAAAAAAAUUUUGAUUGUAGUGAAGCUUAGGUUUUUCCAUGUAAGCACCUUGAAAAAGUGAUUGAAGUGAUGAUAAUAAUUAUGCGAUAAAUCACGAUUUCUAUCGGUUUACCGGCCAAUAAGCCACACUGGAUGUUGGGAGAACACUCGACAAGUAAGUAAACAACGAGGCGCAGCCGAGUGGUUUACAACUUUUAUUACUUACAAACUUUUGUUAUUUACAAACUUUUAUCAGUUGUUUAUUAGCCGUUAAACCGAUAGAAAGUGUGGUUCAUUGCUUCAUUAAACUGUAUUUUAAAUAGAAAAUUUGAUAAUUUGGAAAAAUAAAAUCUUUGUCUGUGACUUUGGCGUUCAAAGUGUCCUCUUUGUUUCCUCCAAACCAAAGGCCUUUACAAAUUAAAAUCUGGGAAUUCGCUCCGUUUUGGCGCCAUUUUGAAGGACGGAGGAUGUUUCAGUUUUCUAUGGGUAUACAGGCAAAUAUACGAUAGAAUACGAUAUUUAUGAUAGCAAUUACCACGGUAGUAAUAAUAAUAAUAAGUAAUUUUUUUUUAUCAUUUGAACGCGUCGAAGCUAAGCAAUUUCUGUAUGAUAUAUGACGAUGCCUUUGUUUCAUAUCUGGCCUAGAUCAACACCCUUGACUAAGUUUUAUCACAUCUGUAAUUUGAAACACCCUGAAAUUCGUCUACAGUACUUCGUUUGCACUUCACUGGUAUUUCUUCUUCCGUGUUUGAAAUGAAAUGCCACACUUGGAGUCGAGUUUAUUUUUGUGCAGUAAUUAAGUCUUUAUAACAGAGUUAUUGAGGAGUAAUGUUACCUUGUUGUCAUGGCAGGUCCUAAAGGCUUAUGGAUUGGAGCGUUUACAGCUGCAACCUAAAGAAGUAUGUUAUUAUAGUUUUGUUAUUAUUAUAUCUUUUUAAAAAGAAGUUGAUUUGUUAGAUGUUUUUUUCCUCCCCAGGGACUUGCUCUGAUUAACGGUACUCAGCUGAUAACGUCUCUUGGUGCUGAAGGUAAAUCUCGUAAACACUUAUUUCCCCCCUCAGAUGUUGUGUUUUAUGCCGUAAGUUCCAUUGGCAAGCUGAAGUAGGUUCACGUUCGCCUGGGGCACAUUUUGGUUGAGUGUUUUAAAACCCAAGUUAAAGUAAUCACAUUGGCCAAUAAGAGCAAAUUAAAGGAUGAUAUUGCAAAGAGCCAAUGAGAGCUCAAAGAGCAAGCACGUAAACUUCUUGAAGGGCGGGAAAACGCGAGGGCGAAUGCGCGAUUGUUUUUAAUGUGCGUCUGAUUGGUCGAGCCAAAAGGUUUGCGCGCGUUUUGAAGCCAAUCAAUGGGUGGACUAACGCAAAAUGCACUCAAUCCUUUGAACUUUCGCCAGUCAAGUGAAAGUUACGUCAGCGACUUAAACAUCGGGGAAAGUUAAAGAAACGAACUUGGAGUAUUUGGGGUCGCUCAUGAACGAUUAUGGAAAGAACAAGAUAAGUCGAAGACCGGAUCAUAUAUCUAACCAAAUAUGCAGAUUUUGGCACAGUGAGACAUGUCAAAAAAAAAAAAGAUGAUUUCCAAAUUUUCUUUUUCUUAUGUUUACUUAGCCGUGGAACGUGCUCGAAUGAUUGCGAGGCAGGCCGACAUAAUUGCCGCCAUGUCGCUUGAAGUAUUGAAGGGAACUACACGAGCCUUUGAUGUUUGUAAGUAUAAUAAUACUUCAAAACCAAGGAAAGUUUGAGUGGAAUGAUUUAUCGUGUCAAUACUAGAAACAUUUUGUGAGUCUUGACAUAACGCUAUCAGGUCAAUGUCACUAUCUGCGCAACUACGCACCUGCUCCUCCCUUAGUCUAAAAACAGUCAGAUGAUAACAAGUAAGGAUUAUGUUGCGUUAGGAGAGGAGUAUGUGCGCAAUUCACCAGAACCUAACAUUGAUCCGCGAUAUCUUAUUGUCAUUCUCGUCAUAAGCCAAAGGCCAAAACGGGACACAUAAAUAAGUUUCCUUUGUUUAUUUGUUUGUUUUUUUACAGUACAAAAUGGCUUCAUGGGGUUCAUAAUCGUCGAUAAGUUGUUCUUUAAUAAUCUGACUGUCUAUUUUAGACGAUUGUUUUCCUUGUAAACCGCCAUAGAGACUCAGUUAAAACAACAGGAGCAAGAGGUGGAGUUGUGAAGAAGGAGAAUAUGAGAAGGAUUAAGAGUGUUUUUUUUUUUUAUAUUGUUGACUGUCGUAGGGGGAUAAUGGGGACCUUAAGCAGUCUGGUCGGCAACGCCAAGGAAGCCUUCGAUUAAAAAAUGUAUUUCUGCCUUAAAUUAGAAUUUAAAAAAUGGCUGCAUUUGUUUACCGUCUCAUACGGCGCCACACCUCAACUUCAGCAUAACGUAUAGAAGAAGCGUUGAGUUCCAAAUGGAAAUUAAAAUAAUUUGCCGUCGCGGUUUCGCUUCGCAGACGACGCAGAUUGUGGACAUUUCACGUUGUUGUUUUGCAUAGGACGGCUAAGAAAUGUACAAAGUUUUAAAACGCACGUGCUGAGCUAUUGUUCUGUCAAUUAGUUCUUUUGUUUUGCCAUGUCCUCGUUGCCGACACCGUCGUGGUUUGCUUAAGGUCUCUAGUAAAUGGAAAUAUACGGGAUCCGAGCUACUAGAGGAAAAUCAUAGACGAAUGCAAAUUCUAACUGAAACUCGUUCCAAUCCUCAGAAGUUCACAAAACCUGAUUCACAUUCUACUUUAUUGGGGUCGUAUCAUUUCGUGCAUGGCAUUUUAAGAAUGAAAAAAAUUACCUAGCUGCAAGUUCUGCAUGAAAUUGUUUUGAUCAAUUUAUCUGAAAUCUUCAGUAAUCCAACAAGUGCGCCCACACGUUGGCCAGCGUCGAGUCGCUGAGAGGCUGCGCUCUCUUCUUCAUUCAAGUGUGUAUCCGUCAGAGAUAGCAGGCAAGUAUAGACCUCGCGUUAAUUUAGUGAAGUUGCUGUUUUAAACUGAUGAGCAGCAACCCUUGUUCGGUUGCCUUGGGCGAAUGCCAGAAAAAAUUGGGUCAGACAUUUUAGAAAUAACUGUUAAAGAUUAGAUUUUCUUUUUGAAAUAUUUCUCCCAAUAAGUUCUCAAGUAAAUCUCGAAAUGAUUUUCCCGAUUUAGUUUCCUAGCCCUAGGGUGUUCUUUUUGGCGACCCGUUAUGCCUGGAAAUGACCAUAACGAUACAUUAGGUUUUAUUCUCGUCUCUUAACAAGUGAGUUAUUCAUGCUUAUCUUAUUUUAUUAGAGAGUCACAGGUUCUGCAACCGCGUCCAGGACGCGUACACUUUACGCUGCUGUCCGCAGGUACGAGGCCUUACCCAUAGACUCACUAGUCACUUUCAUUGAAUUAUUUCGCGCUAUAUAAUGGCAAUGAUACAUAAAUAAAGGAAUAUUAACGGUGUCAAUAUACAAAAUAAGACGAAAUUUCUAAAUAUCAACGCCAAUGAAUGGUUUUUUCAUAUCUUUUUGAGGUCGAUGGGCCUGAGUUUAGCGCAUGAGAAUUCCGACAUUUCCAAGUGUAAACAAGACAUAAGACUACUUACUGGAAAUGUCUGAAACUUAUUUCCUCUAGCGCGUCAUUUUUCGUUUAUUCUGUAGGUCCAUGGGAUCGUGAAUGACACCAUCGAUUUCGUACAGGAUGUGAUCACAACUGAAAUGAAUAGUGCCACAGACAACCCAGUAUCCUUCAAUUAGUAAAGUCGUCUUUAUAGGCGCGCAACGAGUGCAGAGGCCUUUAGAUGCUUGAGAAUUAGAAUAAAAAAUCCAAUACGAGUUAAGGUUACUUUUGUGUUGGGGGAGGGGUAGGUGCGCAGUUUUUCAAAUACUGAUAUUGACCUGAAAAGUUUUGAAUGUGGCAAAAACAAAGUAUUUCAAGUUAUAAACUUAAUUCAUGUUGAUUAGAUUGUCUUUGCUGAUCGGGGCGAGAUCUUGUCCUGCGGAAACUUUCAUGGUGAAUAUCCGGCCAAGGUAUCAUCUGAAAUGUCCUUUGUUUGUUUUAUACUUUUGUCCCACUUGUGCACAGAUUUUAGUUUUGCUUCAUUUAAAGUCUUUUUUUGGGUUUUUUUUUUAAUUUGCCGUUGUUAUCGUUUGUUUCGUGGUGCUUGUGCUUUUUUUCCCAUGCUUUGAUUCAAUUGUUUUUUUGUUGUUGUUGUUGAUGCGAACUUAUGGUAUGGGCCUAAGGAGACUGGGGUAACGUAUCCUGUCUCGUUCUUGUCUCGUCUCGUCUCAAUCCUUUCUCGGCCAUACUUCAUGCCUUGUAUCGAUGCAAAAAACAAACAUACAAAUUAUCCAACUUUCGAACUACCCAAACAAAAAAACACUUUUUUGAAUACUUAUAGCUUAGUUAUUAUUAUCAUCAUCAUCAUUAUUAUUAUUAUUAUUAUUAUUUUCGUCGACUAGGUGUUAGAUUAUCUGGCAAUAGGUGUCCAUGAGUUGGCUAACAUGAGCGAAAGGAGAAUAGAACGACUCGUAAAUCCAGGUAAGAAUUGCAAGUGAAACUGUUUGUGGGAGUUUAAGGAUAACAGUCGUUUCGAUUCAGUUUUCAGAAAUUAUGUUGUAAGAAAUGUAUGUAGACCAUCUGGAGAAUUGUUUUUGAAAUCUUGGGAAUGAAAGGGUGAGAUGUGGAGUCCUGUAAAAGUCCUUGAAAUUUGAUUCUGAAAAAGGGGAACGAAUCCUGUUAAACUAUAUUAUAUCACUUCGGAACGUUGCUGUAAACGAUUUUGUUUGUCUUUGCAGCCCUGAGUGAGCUCCCAGCAUUUCUUGUUAAGGAAGGAGGUUUCAAUUCCGGUAAUAUUUUCUAAACUGCAUCAUAUCUCGUAAGAGAUAGCUGGACCGACCGGCUGACGAAGGAAUAGAACACUGGAAAGUCUGACAGAAUGAACGACUGAUCGAUCACCUGACUUGCUGACAAAAGCUAUUAGUGAUUCAACUGACUGAUAGACUGAAAAACUGGUAAAAACUAUUUAAAUGGGGUGAGAUAAAAUAAAUAGGGAAGAUGGCAUCACUAUAUAGACUUUCAGACGACAGUGGAUCUCAUAAUUCAUAACUUGGGUCGUUAUUGUUUGUUUUAUUAAUGUGGUUAUUGUUAUUGCUUUGAUGGAAGUUAUAAUAAUAAGAAAUAAUAAUAAUAAUAAUAACAAGUAUUAUAAUUAUUCUCAUUGUCAUUAUCAAUAUCAGUAUGGUUAUUAAUAUGGAUUACAUCAUUAUUAUAUAAACAAUAAAUAAUAAAUAAAAGAUAUAUUACAACACCAGCGAAAAUCGAAAUUAUUAAAACUCCUGAAAAGAGACAAUCUUAAAGUAACUACGAAAGGCCUUUUUAAAAAGAGACGUCUUUUUGAGGUCUUUUUUUUAAAAACGGACACUGACGCACCAUUUUAAACGUCAUAUAGCAAAACAUUCCAUAGUGUCGGGCAGCCACAGAGAAAGAUUUUUCGCCAUAAGUUUAUUGUAUCAUCAUUGUCAUUAUCACCGUCAUUACUAUUAUUAUCAAUAUCAUUAUCAUUAUUAUUGUUAUUAGUAUUAGUGUUAUGGCUAUUAUUGUCAAUGUUAGUAUCACUACCAGUAAUAUCAUUAGUCUUACUGUGUGUUCAAUUUUUGAUUUACCCCCCUUAGGUUUCAUGAUGGCACACUGUACGGCUGCAUCUUUAGGUAGGAGAUAUGAUUCUAAACAAGUUUAAUGAUAACUUUGUUUUUUUUUUUUAUAAAUAUAUAUAUUUUUUUUAUUUGGUUGACUUCUGAGUCCUUUUAGUUUCAGAGAAUAAAGUCCUUUGCCACCCCUCCUCAGUUGAUUCGUUGUCCACAUCUGCUGCCCAAGAGGAUCACGUGUCUAUGGGAGGAUUUUCCGCCAGAAAAGCUCUUAACGUGGUUAAAAAUGUUGAAAAAGGUGUGAAUGUUGUGGAUGUCUCGCACAAUGCAUUUCGAGAGAAAGGAAACCGCUGAUCGCCAUGCAUGGCAUAGCGAUAUUAACGUAGUGGCAGUUGUGAUAUUGUGUUUGCUGAAAAGCGAAGGGAAUGUUGUUCCCAAAUGCAGAAUGUUGCACAAACAACCACGUCUUCGAUCCUUACGUAAUAAAUGAACUAAAGAAUAAUCAACGGGCACUCGUAACUUUGGAAAAAACCCUUUGAGUUGAACUCGAGAAGGGAAAGAAGAUACAUUUUGUUCUAUUUAGUAUACAAACACUAUGGGCCUGUAUUGACACAAAAAAUAAAUUUUAUUAAUGAUUGAAAAGAAAAAGGAUCAUAAUCCGCGAAAAAAAUGGUAAAGUGCGUGUCUUGGUUUCCUGCGCUUCUAGUAAAAUUUGAAGCGCUACAAAUUUUACGUGCUGUCAGCAGCCAUAAUUGGUAGAGCAUCGCAUAUCAAAAUGAAAGUGUUUGAGAUUAUUAAGAUUAUUAUUAUUAUUAUAUCAUCAGUAUUAUUUUGAUAAACCCUGCCAUUGUUGCUUUUUUUUGCUUUUUUCAGUCCUUGCUAUUGAAUUGUUGGCGGCUUGUCAAGGAAUCGAGUUUUUGCGGCCAUUGAAGACAACAGAACCAUUAGAAGCUGUUCACUCAUUGGUUCGGAAAGUUGUAAAGUAAGUUUUAUUCAAUUUACUUUAAAGUGCAUCUCUGCCUUGAAUCCUGAGACCAAAAAGAAAAUAAUUACAACGUUAAAUUAGAACAAAGUAAAAUACUUAAGUUACGUGUCAAUGGCAAAAGCAAACAAUCAAGUUACGAUUGGUUCAAGUUUCUCACGACAUCUCUACACCAAUCUCCAGGUUAACAAUAUUUUUCUUUCAGGCCGUGGGAUAAAGACCGUUUCAUGGCGCCCGACAUAGAGGCUGUGUUGAAGCUUGUGAAGAAAGGAAAGGUAUGUGCAAAAGUUUAUUCUCGAGCAGACUGAAAACAAACAGGCUCUAUAGUGAUUCAGUGAUUGACUCAAGGAUGAAAGCAGUUGGUAUGCAUCCACCAGUGUCCUAUCACAAUCUUAUUGACAACGCUUCUCUACUUAACAAUUAGAUUAUGGGCUUUAGAUUUCUAUUGCGAGAUUGUUGAUAAGGGCAAAGCCCGAAUCAAACAUCGCACAUAGUUUGAUCAUUUUUUCGUGCGUUUGUUUUUGGUAGGUUGAUUAGUUCUUUUUUUUUUUUGUUGUUGUUUUUUCCUCAAAAAAAAAAAAAAAAAAAAAACUAUCAUUGAUCAUGAAUAAGAGAUGGUCCUCAUGUGCUGUAAAUGUUAGGUUUCCUGGCACUAGGCCUAGUCUCUGCCGAGGGUUGUCAUUCGACACUAGGUCAAACCUCGGCGCACAUGUGUUUUUAUCACUUGAUAUUUUCGCCUUUAUUUUUCGAAUGAGGAUCAUUUAACUAGAUUCAUAUCGAAGGAAUAGAACAUCACGGAACCAUUACGGACAUUGUGGCAAUUUUCAAAGUUACAGACAAGGACACUUGCUUGUUUGUAAGGAUUUCUCAUACGGUAUUGUAUUCGAACAGUGUGCUGAGCGUAGUUGAUCGGAUCGACUAAAACGUGUUACUGACACUGAAUUCACGGCUGUAAUAUGAUCCUCAUAUGCUGUAUACCAUUUCCCCUUCGAAUUUCAUAUGUCUCCGAAAGGUAUUUACAAGGGUGUAGCUAUGACUAGAAGCGUCGUCUACUAAAUGGUAAAGAGAACCUUCCGAGGCAUGUAAAAAUGACUUUUUGUCUUUUCCACUUGCAGAUUUGGGAAGUGGCGUCACCAUUUAUGACGCAUUACCAAAGCACCGCCAGAUGUCAACAGGAGCUCCCAACUAACAUUAUGUCUCCUACUGCAAGUACUCUAUCGGUUGACACUCCUCCCCUUAAGAAGAUCAAGCUAAAUAAUGAAUGAAAUGGACGCUUACCAGCGUCGUGUGCGUUGCGUAUAGUGGAAAUGCUUUCUUCUUCUUUUGUGAUCAAAUCACAGAUAACUUGUAAAUAUCAUUACUUGCUGCCUCUGAUUUUAAUGCGCCGUUUAGCGUGUGAGGCGAAAAAAAUUGGAAAUAUACAGAGCAAAAAGCAGACAUGGGCAUGCGCUCUCAGUAAUUUAGCAAUAUACUUUAUUCGCGUUCUCGUUGGUCCCUUUUGGUCAUGUGUUAGAUUGCACUCUCGGUGCUGGCCAAAAGAUAAGCAGGCUCUGAAGACGAGAUUGACAUCGCAUAGCAAACUACAUGUUAAUUGAAUAUUUUGUUGUGAUGUCUUAGACAUUACUUGGUUUUGUCUACUUGUGCAUCGGUUACGAGUAAUUUAGAAUGUUUUCAAAAUUCAUUUACAGGCGAGAAAUAUGGUUUUAUGGAAAAUAUUAAUUUAUUUUAAAAUUGAAUGAAGAAUUCUCAUUUAUUUACUCAAUUCUUGACUUCUAGGUUGAGUUAAUUCUCAAGUCGCAAGAAAAAUAUCUGAAUCGUAGUGUUGUGGUUUUUUGUCGUCGAUAGAUGUUAAGUUAACACUUUGUCAAACUUUCAAGUAUUACCUAUCCUGACAGAAGCUCUUUGGCUGGCUAAGGUUUUUGUUAAUAUUAUUUAUAAGAUAUGUUUAUUCCCGUUAUGUGAAAAGAAAAAAAAUUCAUAAAACACAACUCCU